UUGGAAUGUUUUGUAAACAUUAGACAAAAUAGAAACAUAGAUAUAGUAUUAAGAGUUUCCACACAAAAAAAUAUAUGUUAUAAAUAAAACAUGCCUAGGAAGCCAUGUUAUUGGACGCGCAAAUUGGAGUUAGAAUUGGUUGAAUUUGUUCGCCAAAGAGAAUUUAUAUGGAAACCAUUUAAUAACACGAAUCAUCAAAUUCAACAAAAAUAUAAAGCAUACGCCGAGUUUGCUGCAAAAUUGGGUCGGGGUUACUCUGCACGAUCAGUCAGAGAUCGCUGGGUUAAUAUUAGAAGUACUUUCAACCAUAAUCUUCGACGUGUGGACAAGUCAAAAGAAACUGCAACAUCACCUGCUGAAGUGUAUGUACCUUGCUGGCCGUUAUGGAAGCCAUUGCAAUUUUUACGCGAGGUUCCAAAAAGAGAAGAUGUAAAUUUUGAGAAUUAUCCAUCAAUGCAACCGGAAUUAUCAAGUUUAGAUAACAUAGAGAUGAAAGAAGAAUCACAGUCAGACAUGGAAGAGAUAAAGCUAGGUAUCAGGCAGCGAGGGAAACGAACAGAUAGACCUAGACGACAAUUCAAAACACCUACUAUGAGAAUCAAGAAAAACAAAUGUGUCAGCUUUAUUGACAAUCUUCUUAUAGCUAUGAAACCUAUUUCAGAACCAUCUGACAUGCAGUAUUGGUUCUUCGGAAGACAUGUGACUGAAAGACUGAAUUCUAUGAGAGAUAUAGAUGCAUCUAGUGCUAGUAAAGAAAUAAUAGCAUAUCUAAAUCAAUGUAGAUCUUUAAAUGACAGUGAUAUUAAAAGUGAAGGUACUUUGGAAUAAAAUUAGUGUACUGUACAAGAAUCUAGUCUAAAGAGAUUAGUCACAGUGGUUGAGUUGAAUGGACUUGUAAUCUACAAAUAAAGAUUUGAUCUAUGAUUUUAAAAGAACAUUUAAAUAUAUAGGCUAGAUGUAGGGAACAACAUUAUUUCACCGGUAACUUCUUUGAAAGGUACAAUGUUGUCAAGUUUUAUAUAUCAACUCCUGACCUUAUAUUUUUUUUUAAUAAUAAAAGUGGGCAAACGAGCGGCGUGAACACCAAGGUGGUUAACGACGCCCAUGGACAUCCGCAACACCAGAGGAACUACAGUUGCAUAGCCGGCCUUUGAGGAAAUGAUAGGCUCGCUUCUUGAAGGACCCUAAGUCGUAUUGGUUUGGAAAUACCGCCGAGGACAGACCGUUCCACAACGCGGCAGUGUGGGGCAGAAAGUUCCGCCAAAACCGCACGGUUGUGGAAUGCCAGCCAUCGAGAUGGUGAGGAUGGUACCUGGCGGUCUGUCGUAUCGUCCGAUGACGAAACUCAGCGGCAGGAAUUGUUCCAAACAGCUCUAUUGCCAUGUUUAAAACAAUUUUACAAAAUAAUAAUAAGCUCCAUCUUUGUUAUAAAAUAAAUUAAACAGUGUCACAAAAAAAGUAACAGUAACUUAACAGUAGUAGUGCCCGCUUUAACAUGUUAGCACUGCAGAGCCGGCACGCCCGGUGUAAUACCACGACCACACAGAAGA
Molecule: messenger RNA, 1550 nt
Organism: Papilio polytes (common Mormon)
Lineage: Eukaryota; Metazoa; Arthropoda; Insecta; Lepidoptera; Papilionidae
Exons: 3
Coding region: 91-828 (245 amino acids)
Biological process (GO): regulation of transcription by RNA polymerase II
Cellular component (GO): nucleus; transcription regulator complex
Source: RefSeq, a predicted model, not a curated record